Molecule: messenger RNA, 2638 nt
Organism: Zea mays
Lineage: Eukaryota; Viridiplantae; Streptophyta; Magnoliopsida; Poales; Poaceae
Product: G-type lectin S-receptor-like serine/threonine-protein kinase At2g19130
Exons: 1
Coding region: 99-2528 (809 amino acids)
Biological process (GO): recognition of pollen; protein phosphorylation
Molecular function (GO): protein serine/threonine kinase activity; ATP binding
Source: RefSeq, a predicted model, not a curated record
CUCAAUUCGUCCUCUCCCCUUCCUUCAAACAAAACUUCGUUCUCUUCUCUCUCCGGCGGAUCGACCUCUCCCCGCUAGCUCCGGCAUUUAUCUCCGCCAUGCAUCGUCUCCGUCAUUUUGCUCUCCAUGUGCUCCUUCUCGUCAUAGCGCAUGCACCCUUGCCCUCCGCCGCGGUAGACACGCUACGGCCCGGCCAAGCACUUGCCGGCUGGAAGAAGCUCGUCUCUGCCAACGGCAAGUUCGCGCUCGGCUUCUUCCAGCUCCAACCAGGGAGCUCCUACUACCUCGGCAUUUGGUUCGACGAAGUCCCCGUGCUGACUCCAGUGUGGACAGCCAACAGGGACAACCCGGUAUCCAACUCCACCUCGCCGGAGCUCACCAUCUCCGGCGACGGCAACAUGGCUGUCGUCUUAGCUGAGAGCGGCACCACCACCGUCUGGUCUACCUCUACCGAGGCCAACGCAACAAGCAACGACACCGUCGCGGUGCUCUUGGACAGCGGCAACCUCGUCCUCCGCAGCUCCUCCAACUCGUCGCUCGUAUUCUGGGAGAGCUUCGACUACCCGACGGACACCCAGCUACCCGGCGUAAAGAUCGGGUGGGACAAGGUCACAGGCUUGGACCGCCGGCUUGUUUCGAGGAAGAACUCCGUCGAUCUGUCCUCAGGUCUAUACUCGUCGACGAUGGGCCACGACGGGGUCGCCAGGAUGCUGUGGAACUCGUCUGCCGUGUACUGGUCUAGCACGUGGACCGGUGGGUUCUUCAGCGCGAUACCGGAGAUGUCCGCAGGCUCCCCUCUCGCCAACUUCACCUUCGUCGACAACGCCCGAGAGGUCUACUUCACCUACAACAUCUUCGACGAGAGCACGGUCAUCCGCACCACGCUGCAUGUCUCCGGCCGGAACCAGGUGCGCGUGUGGACCGGGCAGGACUGGAUGACGGUGAACAACCAGCCAGCGCACCAGUGCGACGCGUACGCUGUCUGCGGCCCUUUCACCGUCUGCACGGACAGCGCUUCCGACGCGGAUCCUUCCUGCGACUGCAUGAGGGGGUUCUCCGUACGGUCGCCGGCGGAGUGGGCGGUCAAGGACAGGACGGGCGGGUGCGUCAGAAACACUCCGCUCAACUGUGCUGCCGACGGUAGGAACAGGACAGGUGUGCCAGCUGACAAGUUCUACUCCAUGCCAGGCGUUAGGCUGCCCCAGAAUGGCCGCCAGUCCAUGCCGAACGCGUCGAGCGCGAUCGAAUGCGCGCAGGCUUGUUUGAGUAGUAACUGCUCUUGCACCGCGUACUCUUACGGCGGCGAAGAUGGGUGCUCCCUGUGGCAUGGCGAGUUAGUUAACGUAGCUGCUGACGGUAACGAAGGGAUGAUUUACCUUCGCCUUGCUGCGAAAGAGCUAGAGAGUGGGAAAGGCAACAGGAUUGCCAUGGUAGCUGGUGUUGCCGCUUUGGUUUUGGUUCUCGUCGUCGUCGUAGUGAUUUGCAGCAGGCGGAAUAAUGGGAAGUGGUGGUCUAGACCCAUAGCUGACAGUGAUAAAGGCGGUAGCGUCGUUGGCAUAGCUACGUUCAAGUAUGCUGACCUGCAAGACGCGACGAAGAAGUUCUCGGAGAAGCUAGGCGCGGGUGGCUUCGGCUGUGUGUUCAAGGGGCGCCUAGCAGGUGACUCGACCGACAUAGCAGUGAAGAGGCUCGACGGAGCUCUGGGCAACGUACAGGGAGAGAAGCAGUUCAGGGCAGAAGUGAACUCGGUCGGAUUCAUCCAGCACAUAAAUCUGGUGAAGCUGAUCGGGUUCUGCUGCGAGGGCGACAGGAGUCUACUCGUGUACGAGCACAUGCCGAACGGCUCCCUGGACUCCCACCUGUUCCAGAGCUGUCGCCGUCGUGCAGCUCUAGACUGGAGCACCAGAUACCAGAUAGCUCUCGGGGUUGCCAGAGGUCUAGGGUACCUGCACCACGGCUGCCGGGACUGCAUCAUACACUGCGACAUCAAGCCACAGAACAUACUUCUGGACGCGUCUUUCGCUCCAAAGAUCGCGGAUUUCGGGAUGGCCAAGUUUCUCGGGAGGGAGUUCAGCCGCGUCGUGACCACGAUGCGAGGAACCGUCGGGUAUCUUGCUCCGGAAUGGAUCAGUGGGACGCCUGUUACUCCCAAGGUUGACGUUUACAGCUACGGGAUGGUCUUGCUAGAGCUCGUGUCGGGGAAGAGGAACUAUGUCGAGCAUUCGUCCAGUUGUGCCGAAGGCCAAGGAGACUAUCUGCCUGUGCAGGCUGCGCACAAGCUUCUCCAUGGAGAUGUUCUGAGCGUUGUGGAUGCGGACUUGCAUGGUGAGCUGAACGUGGAGGAAGCUGAACGAGUCUGCAGAGUCGCGUGCUGGUGCAUCCAGGAUCUUGAGUCGGAUCGGCCCACGAUGAUUGAGGUGGUGCAGUUUCUGGAGGGAAUAUGCCAAGUAGAAAUUCCCCCGAUGCCAAGGCUACUCACUGCUAUUGCCGGAAGCGGAUCACAUCAGACGAGAGUGUCAUCUCUGUAGCUUUUCAAACAUCAGUUUUGCCUUGUAGUGUAUAAAUAAAUUUAUUUUUUGUAACGUCGUACGUCGUGUAAUAUUAUUUCUCUUGGCGUAUAAAUGAAUUUUUUCCUACA